Molecule: messenger RNA, 417 nt
Organism: Adineta steineri
Lineage: Eukaryota; Metazoa; Rotifera; Eurotatoria; Adinetida; Adinetidae
Source: the annotation of a GenBank genome assembly
AUGAUUGCAAUACAAUGCUAUCGUGCUUAUCAUAUAUCCAAAGAACAUGAUAAAAAGAAAGCAUUUGCUGCAUAUGAACAUUUAAUACGUUCGUCAUCGAUAUCAAGAAAAUAUCGUCAUCCAUUCUAUGGUUUAGAACAUGAUCGUUUAGGUAAACAACAACAACAACGAUUAUUACAUCGAACUCUUCGUCGUCCAACAUCAAUAAUUCAUCGACGAAAAGCAAAAACACCACGAGCAUUACAUACUUUUUCUAACAACUCGAUAUCAUAUCCAUUUGCACGACGACGAAAUGAUGGUGGUCGUGCACGUACAGCAUUUGCUCUCUAUGGUCUACCGUUUCGUGGACCGCAAGCUCCUCGACCGGCAACAAUAUCUUCAAGUGGAAGUCUUGUUGCCAAAGCUUUUGUUCAUUAA